AUGGUCCGCACUCUGCUCCCCUACCGCUCACAGCCCCAGGACCUUCCCGCGUACUCUCCCAUCCACACCAAGGUCCGCGACCCUCGUUGCCCGCAGCCAGCCGCCCUGACCACCGUCCCCGCGAGCUCACGCUACUCGUACCACGAGACCACCCCCUCCCCCACCACCCCCACUCCGCCCCGCUCGCCAGUGCCCUUCGCGCGGCCACAGACGCCCUCGGACGUGCUCGACGCCGUCUCGCGCCUCCUCGCACUCACCAAGCAGCUCCAGGAGGUCCUCCACCUCUGGGGGCUCCGCCAGGCCCGCGAGGCCCACGUCAGCGACGCCUUCGUCCUCCUCGGCGCCCAGUUCAACACCACCGUCAUCCUCUUCUGGCAGCACAACGUCGACAUCAGCGACCUCUUCCACCUCAUCGUCCAGCUGCGCACCCUCCUCGAGCGCUGCCUCGGCGAAGAGCCCUCCCCCGCCGCCCUCGCCCGCUACACCCCCGCCGUCCGCCGCGUCGUCUACGACCUCCUCCAGGGCCUCCGCAGCAAGCAGCAGCCCUUCUGGGCAGCCUGCCGCCGCACCCGCUGA
Messenger RNA from Sparassis crispa, 576 nucleotides. RefSeq lists its product as hypothetical. The record is from RefSeq and is a predicted model, not a curated record. Bases 1 to 576 code for a protein of 191 amino acids. Lineage: Eukaryota; Fungi; Basidiomycota; Agaricomycetes; Polyporales; Sparassidaceae. The transcript is spliced from 3 exons.